Zonotrichia albicollis (white-throated sparrow) is the source of this 3548-nucleotide messenger RNA. It is a transcript of the gene NFKB1, whose product is annotated as nuclear factor kappa B subunit 1. Gene Ontology annotation, cellular component: NF-kappaB p50/p65 complex; cytoplasm. Lineage: Eukaryota; Metazoa; Chordata; Aves; Passeriformes; Passerellidae. The record is from RefSeq and is a predicted model, not a curated record. Gene Ontology annotation, biological process: regulation of DNA-templated transcription; signal transduction. Gene Ontology annotation, molecular function: DNA-binding transcription factor activity, RNA polymerase II-specific; RNA polymerase II cis-regulatory region sequence-specific DNA binding; protein binding.
CGUUUGUCGCUUUUGGUUUCGAAGGUGACACACGUACGUGCUGAGCCCGGGACGCGGCCGGGGCCGGCAGUGCGGGUGGUCACCACGAAAACGCGGGGUGGUACCGGCAGCUCUGGGUGACCGGACCUUGGGUGCUGCCCGAGAGUCUCGCAGAGUGUGUUAAAAGGACUUAAAAUGGCAGCAGAAGAUUCCUAUAUUAUGGGAGUAAAUGAUCCCCAAAUGUUUGCAGUGGAUCAGUUCAUGGGAAUGAAUGCUUUAUUUAACAGUACCAAUUACAUCACUGCAGACUUACCACUACGAACAGCAGAUGGACCAUAUCUUCAAAUCAUAGAACAGCCAAAACAGAGGGGAUUUCGUUUCCGAUACGUGUGUGAAGGACCUUCGCACGGUGGACUUCCUGGUGCUUCUAGUGAAAAGAACAAAAAAUCAUACCCUCAGGUCAAAAUCUGCAAUUAUGUUGGACCUGCAAAAGUAAUUGUCCAAUUAGUAACUAACGGGAAAUAUGUCCACUUGCACGCUCACAGCCUGGUGGGUAAAUUCUGUGAAGACGGAGUGUGCACGGUUCUCGCAGGACCCAAGGACAUGGUGGUGGGGUUUGCAAAUCUUGGAAUCCUUCAUGUCACGAAGAAGAAAGUGUUUGAAACUCUGGAAACACGCAUGAUAGAUGCUUGCAAGAAGGGAUACAACCCAGGACUCCUGGUGCAUCCAGAACUCAGCUAUCUUCAGGCAGAAGGCUGUGAAGACAGGCAGCUAACUGAACGGGAGAGGGAAAUCAUCCGCCAGGCAGCCAUCCAGCAGACCAAGGAGAUGGAUCUCAGCGUGGUGCGGCUCAUGUUCACGGCCUUCCUUCCCGACAGCAACGGCAGCUUCACACGCAAGCUGGAUCCCGUCAUAUCCGAUGCAAUAUAUGACAGCAAAGCUCCCAAUGCCUCCAACCUAAAAAUUGUAAGAAUGGACAGAACAGCAGGGUGUGUGACAGGAGGGGAAGAGAUUUACCUGCUCUGUGACAAGGUUCAGAAAGAUGAUAUUCAGAUACGUUUCUAUGAAGAGGAUGAGAAUGGUGGUAUGUGGGAAGGCUUUGGAGAUUUCUCUCCUACAGAUGUACAUAGACAGUUUGCUAUUGUGUUCAAAACACCCAAAUACCGAGAUGUCAAUAUCACAAAGCCAGCAUCUGUAUUUGUACAACUGCGUAGGAAAUCUGAUCUAGAAACAAGCGAACCAAAGCCUUUUCUCUACUAUCCAGAAAUCAAAGAUAAAGAAGAAGUGCAAAGGAAACGGCAGAAGCUCAUGCCCAACUUCUCCGAUGGCUAUGGUGGGGGCAGUGGCACUGGAGGUGGUGGCAUGUAUGGAGGGGCAGGUGGUGGUGCUGGCUCUGGGUUCAGUUUUCCUUCAUAUGGAUACUCUGCUUUUGGAGGGAUGCAUUUCCCUGGUGCAACAAAGUCCAGUGCUGGCAUGAAACAUGAAGGUCUAUCAAAUUACACAGCUGAACAAGACAGAAAGAGCUGUGAUAAACAAAAUGACCAAUGGGGCAUGAAAUGUGAUGUGAAGAUGGAAGCUGUGGAGAGCAGUGAGUGCAGAACAUCUGCUGUUCAUGAGAAAAAGGAGGAUUCUGGUUUUUCCUGUAAGACUGAAGUGAGCGAAGCAGAUUGCAGGUGGCAGGAUGCCCUGUUCCUGGAGAAGGCCCUGCAGCUUGCCAGGCGCCAUUGCAAUGCUCUCUUCGAUUACGCCGUAACUGGAGACGUGAAGGUUCUGCUGGCGGCUCAGCGCCAUCUCACCGCUGUCCAGGAUGACAAUGGGGACAAUGUCCUUCAUUUAGCAAUUAUCCACCUUCAUACUGAGCUGGUGAAAAACCUCUUGGAAGUGAUGCCCCGUUUGAAUUACAAUGACAUCAUUAACAUGAGAAAUGACCUCUAUCAGACCCCCCUGCACCUGGCAGUAAUCACAAAGCAGGCAAAGGUGGUGGAAGACUUGCUGAAGGCUGGAGCAGAUGUCAGCCUUCUGGAUCGCCAUGGCAAUUCUGUCCUACAUUUAGCUGCUACUGAAGGAGAUGACAAGAUUUUGAGUCUACUCCUCAGGCAUGAGAAGGUAUCUCCCAUGGUCAACCUCCCCAAUGCUGAAGGUCUCAGUGCAAUUCACAUGGUGGUGACGGCAAAUAGCAUGUCCUGCCUCAAACAGCUGAUUGCUGCCGGAGUUAACGUCAAUGCUCAGGAACAAAAAUCUGGACGAACUGCAUUGCAUUUGGCUGUUGAACAAGAGAACAUCCCCUUGGCAGGCUGCCUUUUGCUUGAGGGUGAUGCAGAUGUGGACAGCACAACAUAUGAUGGGACAACUCCACUUCACAUAGCAGCUGGAAGGGGCUCCACAAAAUUGGCAGCAGUUCUCAAAGCAGCAGGUGCCAAUCCUCACAUUGAGAACUUUGAGCCAUUGUUUGAUCUAGACUAUGUGAAAGAUGAAGAUGAUGAUGAAGGGAUUGUGCCUGGAACAACACCAUUGGAUAUGGCAGCCACGUGUGAGGUGUAUGACAUAUUAAAUGGCAAACCCUACGAGUCAGCAGAGGUUCUGGAGGACUUACUCACACAAGGACACUUGAGAGAGCUGAAUGAGAAUUCCAAGAUGCAGCUUUACAAACUAUUGGAAUUGCCUGAUCCAACCAAAAACUGGUCCACCCUAGCACAAAAACUGGGUCUUGGCAUACUUAAUAAUGCCUUCAGGUUGAGCCCUUCCCCAUCGAAGACCCUGCUGGAUAACUAUGAGGUGUCUGGUGGUACAGUUCAAGAGCUGAUCGCUGCUUUGAGACAGAUGGAUCACACAGAAGCCAUAGAAAUAAUUCAGGAAGCACUGUCCAUCUCACGCAGACCGCCUCCCCUGGAGGACAGCACAGCAAAAGCUCUUCCAUUAUCAUCACCACUCACCUUUGCAAAUGGAGAGACAGGUGAGCUCUACAACAGCAGAUUCCAAGACCCUGAAAGUGUGUGUGACAGUGGUGUGGAGACCUCCUUCCGCAAGCUGAGCUUCACCUAUUCAGACUCUCUGAGCAGCAAGUCCUCACUAACACUUGGCAAAAUGGCCCUGGGCUGUGGACAUCAAAGCUCAGGGCAAAGCAAUUACAUAGCUGACUAGUGAUCUUCAGUUACAGGAAGAAAUGGGACAUUUCAAAUUACGUCAGUGUCAUCCUGGCCAGAGGGAAGGGAACUCACAACCAAAAGUACACUGGAAGAAUCUCACCUGAACCCAAACAAAUGGCAACUGCAGCGUGUGACUUCUAGGCACUGCUUCCUUCCUCAAGUACAUUUAAUUGUGUUCAUUUACAAGCCAUUUACAACAACCAGGGCUCCACUGCUGCAUUAAUACAGAGGUCUGGAUGUUGUCAAAGACUUACUGAACUUCCCUGGUCUGUGAGGAUUUUCUUUUACAAAUGAAAAAGAAGUUGUUAAUGCAUAAUACAAACUUACUAAAGAGGUUAAGCACAGGAACAAUCAGAGGAUACAGUUUCUAGCUGCUCUCUUCAUAAUUAUUGCAGCACAGUUGCAUGCAAACAGCUUAUAAAA